Penicillium taxi is the source of this 1698-nucleotide messenger RNA. RefSeq lists its product as uncharacterized. The transcript has a single exon. Gene Ontology annotation, cellular component: membrane. Gene Ontology annotation, biological process: transmembrane transport; amino acid transport. The record is from RefSeq and is a predicted model, not a curated record. The coding region runs from base 1 to 1698 and encodes 565 amino acids. Gene Ontology annotation, molecular function: transmembrane transporter activity. NCBI's taxonomy places the organism in Eukaryota, Fungi, Ascomycota, Eurotiomycetes, Eurotiales, Aspergillaceae.
AUGAGGCCCGAAAUAAUCAGCGAGCCGGCCGAUAUCCAGGCUCUGGCUCGUUUGGGCAAAAAGCAGGUGCUCAGGCGUCGAUUUGGAUUUUUCUCAAUUGUCGGGUUUGCCAUGGCCGAGUUGAUCACUUGGGAAACCGUCCUCACUCUGUUCAACCAAGCUUACGACAAUGGUGGUCCAGCUGGUGCCUUUUUUGGGUACAUAAUCGCUGCUGUAUCUACCUUGUCCACUUAUACUGUUAUUGCGGAGCUGGCUUCCAUGGCACCAAUUUCAGGUGGUCAGUACUACUGGGUCUAUAUGCUUGCGCCCAUACGAUGGAAGAAGAUGUCAAGCUAUCUGAUUGGCUGGCUUACAUCUCUUGCAUGGAUCGCGACGAUCGCAACAGAGACUAUCUUCCUAGGGACUAUGAUUGAAGGUCUGAUUACUUUGAACAAUCCCGACUUCGUACAGAAGCGAUGGCAGAAUACUCUGCUGGCCUGGGCAAGUGUGGCUGGCACUUUCUUCAUCAACAUCGUGGUGCCAAACAUCCUUCCUCGAUUUGAGAUUGUCAUACUUGUUCUGCAUAUAGCAGGGUUCAUUGCCAUUACAGCCACUCUUCUCGCCAUGUCUCCUAAGAAAUCGGCAGAUUUUGUCUUCCACACUUCCCUUAACGAAGGUGGCUGGCCUACACAGGGCCUCUCUUACUGCGUGGGGUUCAUUGGAAACAUUGCCACUUUUGUCGGCGCCGACGCCAGCGUUCACAUGGCCGAAGAAGUCGCCAAUGCAGCCGUAGUGAUUCCGCAAGCAAUCAUCACUGGCAUGACCGUCAACAGUGUCCUCGGCUUUUCGAUGAUGCUCACAGUAUUAUUCUGCAUAGGAGAUGUGAAAUCGGUUCUCAACUCAGCCACAGGUUUCCCAUUUAUUCAAAUUUUCUAUGACAGCACAGCCUCCUACGUAGGUGCUUCUGUCAUGACAGCGCUCAUCAUGGUGCUAACAAUAGCUUGCUCAACGGGUAUCACUGCCACAGCAUCUCGUAUGACGUGGAGCUUCGCUCGAGACCAGGGCUUGCCAUUCUCCCGCUACCUUAUGAGCGUGAAUCAACAUACUAAAGUUCCCAUCGUAUCUGUCUCUGUAGUUUGCGGAUUUGCGUGUGCCCUGACGCUCAUCUAUAUCGGCUCUACCACAGCCUUCAACGAUGUCAUCUCACUGACUGUGACUGGUUUCUACAGCACUUAUUUCCUCCCAAGCGCCUUUCUUCUAUACCACCGCAUUAAAGGAAACGUCUUGCCCCACGGUACCAUGAUAAAUGGUCUCCCAGAUGCAGCAACCGCCCAAGAAAAGCCUACUUUUAAAGCUGGUCCAUCCGUCAGCUCCGAACGCAACAUACCUGAAGCAGAAAAAGCCACGCGCCCUGAGUUUGAUAUUGCCAAAGCACCUCUCAUUUGGGGUCCUUGGAAGGUCUCCGGUAUCCCUGGAAUUAUCAAUAACGCCUAUGCUUGCGUUUAUAUGAUAUUUGUCAUUUUCUGGAGCGUUUGGCCCCCGUCAACUCCUGUAGAUUCUUCCAUUAUGAAUUAUAGUAUCGUUGUUACGGGAGGUGUGUUGAUAUUGAGCGGUAUUUGGUACUUUGCUCGUGCAAGAAAAGAAUACUCGGGCCCACUCAUUGAUGAUGAAGUUGCUGAGAUUAUGCAUCUCACUCCAGCGGCUGUUCGGUCAAUUUAA